AUGAUUGAGGGAAUGGUGAAGGAUGGUGUUAUUGAACCUUCAUCUAGUCCAUGGUGUUCACCUGUGGUGCUGGUAAAGAAGAAGGACGGCAGCAUGCGGUUUUGUGUUGACUACCGCCGCCUGAACGACGUUACGAAGAAGGACAGCUAUCCCUUGCCUAGAAUUGAUGACACGCUGGAUAUGCUCACAGGCGUAAAGUGGUUUAGUACGCUGGACCUGAAAAGUGGCUACUGGCAGGUUGAAAUUGACCCUAAGGACAAGGAGAAAACUGCAUUUUCCACAGGAAAGGGUCUGUGGCAAUUUAAAGUCAUGCCGUUUGGAUUGUGCAAUGCUCCAGCAACGUUUGAAAGGUUGAUGGAGCUUGUACUUACCGGGCUAAUUGGAGAUGCCUGUCUCGUCUAUUUGGAUGACAUCAUCAUCGUAGGCCGUACGUUUGAGGAGCACCUUCAAAACCUGGAACGCGUGCUCAUGAAGAUCCAGAGUGCCAACCUCAAGUUGAGUCCAAAGAAGUGCUCACUAUUCAAACGGCAAGUUAGUUUUUUGGGGUAUGUAGUGUCGGAAGAAGGUAUCCGCACGGAUCCAGAGAAAAUUGCUGCUGUCAAGGAGUGGCCGGUCCCAAAAGACAAGACACAGGUUAGAGCAUUUUUGGGUUUGUGCUCUUAUUAUCGGCGAUUUGUGAAGAACUUUGCAGAUAUAGCCAAACCUCUGCACAAGCUAACCGAGGAGAAGCGACAAUUCCGCUGGGAUGAAAGUUGCGAUAUUGCAUUCCAGGAGCUCAAGAACCGCCUGUGCAAAACACCUAUUUUGGGGUACCCUGAUGCGGGCAAGGAAUUCAUAGUUGACACAGACGCAAGUGAUAUAGGACUUGGCGGUGUGUUGUCUCAACGGAAUGGUGAUCAAGAGAUUGUGAUAGCGUACUUCAGCAAGUCGUUGUCAAAGCCGGAAAGGAACUAUUGUGUCACAAGACGGGAAUUGCUUGCUGUGGUAAAGUCCUUGCAGCAUUUUAGCAAAUAUCUUCUAGGGCGGAAAUUCCACUUACGAACUGACCAUGCUGCACUGAAAUGGCUAUUGCAGUUCAAAAAUCCGGAAGGACAAGUUGCGAGAUGGAUAGAACUACUGCAGGAAUACGACUUUGUGAUCGAACAUCGCAGCGGGAAAUCUCAUGGCAAUGCAGAUGCAUUGUCAAGAAGACCUUGCCCUGAAGAUUGCAAGCAUUGUACUAGGCAAGAGGGUAAGGAAGUGGUAUCUGUGAGAAUGCUCAGGACAGACCAGCUCAGCAAUGAGUGGAAGGACAGCCUACAACAUGCACAGCAGGAGGAUUCGGACAUUAAGCCGAUUCUGGAAUGGAUGAAGGCCAGUGCUCCUAAGCCCAAGUGGAGCGACGUCUCAUCAAUGAGUUCGACCACGAAAAGCUAUUGGGCCCAAUGGGACAGCUUGCUGAUUCAGGAUGGAGUCCUGUGCCGUAAAUGGGAAAAUGGUCGGGGAGACAGGUGUCAUUUGCAAAUGGUUGUCCCUAAGGCUAAAGUGCCGGAUAUUCUACGGCUGUACCAUAGUGGUUGUUCAGGAGGCCACCUGGGAGUUAAACGAACUCUCCUGAAGAUCCGAGAACGGUUUUACUGGGUCCACUGUCGUGACGAUGUCGAGGACUGGUGCCGCAAAUGUACAAGUUGUGCGGCUGUAAAGGGACCUCAAAUUCGUAGUAGAGGCGCAUUGAAAUUGUACAAUGUUGGUGCACCAUAG
Parnassius mnemosyne (clouded apollo) is the source of this 1740-nucleotide messenger RNA. Lineage: Eukaryota; Metazoa; Arthropoda; Insecta; Lepidoptera; Papilionidae. The record is from the annotation of a GenBank genome assembly.